This is a messenger RNA of Pleurotus ostreatus (oyster mushroom), 366 nucleotides long. RefSeq lists its product as uncharacterized. The transcript has 3 exons. The record is from RefSeq and is a predicted model, not a curated record. NCBI's taxonomy places the organism in Eukaryota, Fungi, Basidiomycota, Agaricomycetes, Agaricales, Pleurotaceae. Bases 1 to 366 code for a protein of 121 amino acids.
AUGUUGAAAAAGAUAGUAUUCGGAACAGACCGGACCAUAACAACCAGCCCUGUUGGCAGCAAUCACCGAAACUUCGCCACGGCUGAUGUCAUUAGCUCCACUAUCAAUGUUGACAAAGUCCAGGAAGAUACUGGACCAGGCCCAGUUGUAGUGCCGUCCCAUGCUCCAGAUGACAGACUUACAUCUCCGAGUCCAUCAAGCCAACAAGUUCCAACACCGGCAUCACAUCCACGAAAGGCACAUAGGGCAACCGUUGGCAAGGUCGAUAAUCCAAAGAACCACUGUAAAUCUGCGUGGCUCAAAAAGCAUCCCGAUGGCAAUGAAGAGCAGUUCAAAGCUUACUGGAACACAGUGAAAGGAACAUAG